Messenger RNA from Alternaria infectoria, 654 nucleotides. RefSeq lists its product as uncharacterized. The record is from RefSeq and is a predicted model, not a curated record. Bases 1 to 654 code for a protein of 217 amino acids. Lineage: Eukaryota; Fungi; Ascomycota; Dothideomycetes; Pleosporales; Pleosporaceae. The transcript is spliced from 2 exons.
AUGAACCUACCACCGAUUGGAUCUCCCAAUUCGCAACAGUCGGACAUGUACAACGACGCUGGAUUACAGAAACCCCUCGCCGACGAUGUGGCAUCACUGCUGAGCGACCGACAAGCCGCGCUACGCUCGAGGGUACAGAACAAACAGCGGUUGCUUGCGCGACUCAUGAAAGAACAAGCCGCCAAAGAAGCCGCUGCGGUGACCGAAGCGGACCUGGCUUUUCUGGGUACAUACAGGUUUGAGACGUACAGGAAGAGAACGCCCGCGGAGCAGGAAAAGGCUUAUAUGGACAACCGAUUCUAUGCAUGGACCGACACGAUCAAGGCAGAUUAUGAAGCUGCGUGGAAAACUCUGUGCCCACCGGAUUCCGAUGAACACCCAGAAGUCGCGGUCUUGAGCAUCGCGAAGAAGCUGAACGACACUUACAGAGGACUGCCUGGUUGGGUUUCUAUUCCUACGGACGCCGAUGCUAUGGUGGAGAGUCUCGAUGAGCGACAGACAGAGACUGUUGAACAACAGGCAGCGUCCGUACAAACAGCACCCGUUGAACGACAGGCAGAGCCGAUUGAACGACCGACAAAGCCAAUCAAACGAAAGGCAGAGCAGGUCGAUCGAAAGACGAAGCGGGAUGAUCGAAAAGGAAGAGCGGGUUGA